AUGCACUCUCGUUAUCGAUCAAUAGUACUACUGAUCGACCCAGAGGGCGGAAAUGAAGGGUGUCCAAGAAAAGGAGAAGAGCGUCAGGUAUGCGGCCAAGAGAUGAACUUACGCCUUCUUCAAAGAUUGGCAGCUCAAAGAGCGCCAGAAGAAGAAGACGCGUCGAAAGAGUUUCGCAGGUGCAAUGUGUUGGCAGUGCUAGCGAAAAGGAGGGCGGGUAAAAAGGCGCAGUGUCAGCGAGUAGUAAAUGACGAUUCGCAGGGUAAAAGAGGCGGGAGAGCGGCGCCAGGCGGACGAGAGGCGCUCGGUCCAACCAACCCCGCCAAGCCCAGACCCACCCUGUCGUUUUCCUCGCCAAAUUCAUGCAUGCUUCGGUUCCUGCGGCUACGUGACGCUGGCCAGUACCAAUACCGUGGUAAUCUUCGCACGCCCGUCAAUACACACCCGUCAGGACACACCCGAGUCACCGGUUUUGUAACGAGCCGGUUUCAUCCAUGGUGGGCAAGCCAGCACCGAAGUACAAAAAGCAAGAAGACUAUGAGGCAUUUUGGAGGUUGGCUACCACGGCGGGCUAACCUCCAUCUUACUAACCCGUCCAGAGCAAAGAAAGGCUGUCAGACAAGGGAGGGCGGCUACUCAAUGAGAAAGAAUGAACCCCCACGAGGACAAGACAGCGCAGGAGCCAGGACAGGCAUCAUAGCGGCACGAGCUGCGACUGUUGUGUGUGGGAAAGUUGCCCUACCGACCGUCGGGGCGGGUAAUGCCAGGCUGGGCUUAAAUCUGGUGGUUCCUGAUCCGGAAAGCGAUGGUCUUGGCCCUGUGACGUUAUCUCAGGCUGAAGCAGUAGUAGGAGGAACUUGUGCGAUGCCGAUGAUGCGGGCCAGAACUACAAACUUGCUUGCUUGCUACAGACAUCACUGGGAACUGCGAACCAACUGCAAGCGAAGUCUCGACGAUUCUAUCCCACGACUGGCAAUGGGACAAGCAGGUGGUUUCCAUGUCUUCGAUCUGCCACGCUCAGCUCUCAAGGUUGGUUCCGAGAACCUUCUUGUCUUUCCCCCGGGUAACUCCACAGUGAUCAUCCCAGGGAUGGUCACCCAGGUAGCAGCCAAUUCUGGAGAUAGAGUUUCGUCUCAUCCAGCAACUUAUCCCAUCCUUCCCUUCAGGCGAUCGUGCCGUCUUUCCCAGACUGGAUUGAGUUGGAAGAUGGGAAAAAAGCAGUAUGGUGAUGAUGACCAGAUCUAUGCCCGAUGGCAAAGCGCUGAGAGAAGCGCCGGGCGGCGGUUCACCGAGCUCAGAACCACGGUAGCGAUCUCCAAAGCGGAGACCAUCGAGCGGGCUAAUCCCACCCCCAUCCACUACUACACCAACGGGCUUACAAUCAGAAACCUGCACAAUUCACGGCCGCUGAGGAUGGGGGGCCCAGCUAGACUACCAAACGCCUCACGAAGCCUUGAAGUGCUGGGACAAGCUUCAUGCGAUUCAGGGAUAACCCCCACUCACUUCCCACAAUCGCAGCAGCCAAUCUGCGCGUCUCGGGAGUACUUUUCUUUUGCUGUUUUUGCCCGCUUUUAA
Messenger RNA from Aspergillus vadensis CBS 113365, 1575 nucleotides. RefSeq lists its product as uncharacterized. The coding region runs from base 1 to 1575 and encodes 524 amino acids. Lineage: Eukaryota; Fungi; Ascomycota; Eurotiomycetes; Eurotiales; Aspergillaceae. The transcript is spliced from 14 exons. The record is from RefSeq and is a predicted model, not a curated record.